ACUAUACUAAUAUUGUAGAAUUACAUAAUCAACAUCUGAACAUACUUACGUUAAACAUUAAUUGAGCCACUGAGUAAUAGAUAAGAUAUACACUAGGGACGGGGCUACGGGUGUGGUCGAUGUAAGACGGGAGUGGUGUUCUAACCAAGUGCUGAGAAAUAAGGAUUUUAUGCAUUACAGGUGAACUACAGGUGAAGUCACUCAAUCCAGUCCCAGAGGCUUGGGGACCAUACCAAAGACCCCUGGUGACAGCUAGCCGAAAGAGCUACCCAGAUUCAUAUCGCACGGUGGGAGGGUAAGACACAUUUCACUGUCGGACAAUAAACAGUGUUCGAGAGGAGAACUGGAAUUAACAGAAUUCCGGGGGCCAUCUCUCGAAUGAAGUAACCCUCCCUGUCCUGUCACCCCUGUUUUUGUUCAUAGAAGUGAAGAUGUGUCUGGCUCUUGCUAAGUGAUGUGUUCUUGGGAAAAGGGUGGGGCUUCAAAUGGAAGCUGUUCGUCUGAGCUGUCUUAUCGUGGGUGACAUAUUCCUGAUUCAGCACAUCCUACUUGAGUAUGCGGAGAGUGGUAAUUUGACCCAUGGUUUAGACGAUGAGGAUUUUGUUCCAAAAUAAGCAUAAGAGAUCCCUAGAUCUGGGUAGACAGGAAGUUAGAGUAGAGAUUACAUGAUAACCGACUUCGGACAGUUCUAGGAUUGGAGAAGAGGGUAUCCUUAUAGCAUAGGGGAUCCCACAAAGGUGGAUAGGUUUUCCAUGAUAUGGGGAAAACCUGGGAGCACUGUUGAACUUUGUAAAGGUGAUGAAAUCCUACUAACCAUCACAACUAUUAAACUCUCUGAUGAAGGCACUUACACCCUCGGACUACAAAGGACGAGGACAGACAUGAUGGGUGUGUUUUCUAUUAAGGUGCUGCCAAAACCAGAGCCAGACACACUCCUCUACCACCCCUGGACCGAACCUGCCACCUACCACCACUGUGUUAAAAAUACCAUUCAGGUAAUUAAUGUUAGAGACUAUUCAGCUAUUGAUCAAUUAGGCACUGAGACUGGUUUUGAUGGUGGUGACAAUUUGUGGCUGUCCUAUAUGAGGUAUACAGCUAAAACCCUGAGAAGAAAGGACUGCAUUAUUUGUAGUCAUGCUAGACCUGUUCUGGCUACACACCCAUUUGCUGUAGGAGAAGGAGAGGGGUGGUUGUGUAUUCUGAGAAGUUUUUACCAGGUUAAGCCCAAUUCAACCCUAUGUUCCUCUUUGAGCCUUGUGUUUCCUGCAGUACCUCCUCAUCGGGUACCUCCUCAUCGGGCCUCUUGGGGUGUUGAGGCAUAUGGGGGCAAUUACAGUUGCAUCACGGGUACAGGUAAUGGCAUUGAUUAUGGGAGAUUGCCUGAAGCUGAUUGCAGUAGUAACAUAACCAUUAAUUCCACUUGGCCAGUUACAGGCCUAAACCAAACUAGUGGUCUGGCUGAUGUGUGGUGGAUGUGUGGAGCCAAAAGAGUGCUGAGACCCAUUCUUAGAGGAGAAUGGCAAGGUACGUGUGGUCUGACCAGUUUGAUAAUUCCACUGACCAUUGUUGAUGUUGCUGCUGAACAGCUGUUGGGUUCUGUAUCCAGGGGACCUGAAAACAUUCCAUCCCAUGGGAGACAUAGACGUAGUGCUCCAUGGACAGAGGAUGUAGUUGACAUACACACUAACCUGUUGGGAGUGCCAGUGGGGGUUCCUCAUGAGUUUCAGGCCUUGGGUAGGAAUGAUGGACUCUGGCACUUACUACCUAUUAUGGGUCCAGCCAUAGUGGAUGCUAGACAGACUGCAUGGAUUAAUUAUAUCUACUAUAAUCAACAGCGUUUUGUGAAUUACUCCCGUGAUGCACUCACUGGUAUGUCUGAACAGCUUGAGGCCACAUCUAGGGUUGCCAGACAGAAUAGACUUGCUUUGGAUAUGCUUCUUGCCAGUCAGGGGGGCGUCUGCAAGAUGUUCGGUGAACAACGUUGCACGUUUAUUCCUAAUAACACCAGUCCUGAUGGUAGUAUAUCUAAGGCCCUUAGUGGGCUUGAUGCACUAUCUGCUGAGAUGAGGACCAUGGCGGGGGUUGAGGAGUCUGUUCUCUUGGCCUGUUUUGGUAAGUACACUGGUAUGAUGGUUACUGGAUUUCUGACCCUAAUUCUUGUAUUAUUUGUUAUUGAUGUGAUGUGCUGCUUGCAUCAUACCGUGUUUUAAGAAGUCUGUUACAGAUGUGGUGAAGGCUUCAGGGAGGAUGGGACUGACUGAGGAUGACACACGGUAUGCUGUGGGUGAGGUAGUAG
Messenger RNA from Oncorhynchus gorbuscha (pink salmon), 2296 nucleotides. RefSeq lists its product as uncharacterized. The transcript is spliced from 2 exons. The record is from RefSeq and is a predicted model, not a curated record. Bases 753 to 2210 code for a protein of 485 amino acids. NCBI's taxonomy places the organism in Eukaryota, Metazoa, Chordata, Actinopteri, Salmoniformes, Salmonidae.